This is a messenger RNA of Penaeus chinensis, 1074 nucleotides long. RefSeq names its product platelet binding protein GspB-like. Bases 1 to 1074 code for a protein of 357 amino acids. The record is from RefSeq and is a predicted model, not a curated record. The transcript has a single exon. Lineage: Eukaryota; Metazoa; Arthropoda; Malacostraca; Decapoda; Penaeidae.
AUGAGUGCCACAAGCGCUAGUAGUAGCAUAAGUGCAAUAAGCGCUAGUAUUAGCAUGAGUGCCACAAGCGCUAUCAGUAGCAGGAGUGCCACAAGCGCUAGUAGUAGCAUGAGUGCAACAAGCGCUAGUAGUAGCAGGAGUGCCACAAGCACUAGUAGUAGCAGGAGUGCCACAAGCGCUAGCAGUAGCAGGAGUGCCACAGGCGCUAGCAGUAGCAGGAGUGCCACAAGCACUAGUGGUGGCAUGAGUGCCACAAGCACUAGUAGUGGCAUAAGUGCCACAAACACUAGUAGUGGCAUGAGUGCCACAAGCACAAGUAGUGGCAUGAGUGCCAGAAGCACUAGUAGUGGCAUGAGUGUCAUAAGCGCUAGUAGUAGCAGGAGUGCCACAAGCGCUAGUAGUAGCAGGAGUGCCACAAGCGCUAAUAGUAGUAGGAGUGCCACAAGCGCUAAUAGUAGUAGGAGUGCCACAAGCGCUAGUAGUAGCAUGAGUGCCACAAUCGCUAGCAGUAGCAGGAGUGCCACAAGCACUAGUGGUGGCAUGAGUGCCACAAGCACUAGUAGUGGCAUAAGUGCCACAAGCACUAGUAGUGGCAUGAGUGCCACAAGCACAAGUAGUGGCAUGAGUGCCAGAAGCACUAGUAGUGGCAUGAGUGUCAUAAGCGCUAGUAGUAGCAGGAGUGCCACAAGCGCUAGUAGUAGCAGGAGUGCCACAAGCGCUAGCAGUAGCAGGAGUGCCACAAGCACUAGUAGUGGCAUGAGUGCUAGAAGCACUAGUAGUGGCAUGAGUGCCAGAGGCACUAGUAUUGGCAUGAGUGCCAUAAGCGCUAGUAGUAGCAGGAGUGCCACAAGCACUAGUAGUAGCAGGAGUGCCACAAGCGCUAUCAGUAGCAAGAGUGCCACACGCACUAGUAGUGGCAUGAGUACCACAAGCGCUAGUAGUGGCAUGAGUGCCACAAGCGCUAGUACUAGCAGGAGUGCCAUCAGCGUGAGUAGUAACCGCCUGUUCGAUCCACUCUCCCUUCGACGCGAGAGGACCUUAGCAGCAAAGCCCUGCCCGAGAUGCACUCUUUGA